CUUGCUAAUCAGCUUAAAUUAAAUUAGGGUUACGGUUAGUUCAAGGCAUUUUCAGCAGCCAUGAAUCAAGAUGAACAUGAACGUGAACGUGAACAUGAACAUAAACACGAACACGACAUGGUCAUGCCUGGAUUUCGCUUUCACCCCACAGAGGAAGAACUUGUCGAGUUCUACCUUCGCCGGAAGGUUGAGGGCAAACGCUUCAAUGUAGAACUCAUCACUUUUUUAGACCUUUAUAGCUAUGAUCCUUGGGAACUUCCAGCCUUGACAGCAAUUGGCGAGAAGGAAUGUUAUUUUUAUGUGCCUAGAGAUAGAAAGUACAGGAAUGGAGAUCGGCCUAAUCGCGUAACAACUUCAGGCUACUGGAAAGCUACAGGGGCUGAUAAAAUGAUUCGAGGUGAAAACUUCAAGUCUAUUGGACUAAAGAAAACCCUGGUUUUCUACUCCGGUAAAGCCCCAAAAGGAAUUCGAACUAGUUGGAUCAUGACUGAAUACCGCCUGCCACACCAAGAAACCGAACGUCUACAAAAAACAGCAGAAAUUUCUCUUUGCCGUGUCUACAAAAGAGCUGGAGUCGAAGGCCACUCUCGAUCUCUCCCGACAAGAUUACCAUCAUCUUCCAAAUCAGCACAAUCUACACCCGAGAAACAAGAAGACUGGACUAAUCAAACUAUGGAAAGCUUCGAAGCUUAUGGAGGAUCAUCAAAUCAAAAUGAUGAGAAAAUGAGUGAAACAAGUGCAAGUAGCAGCACUGAUGUUGGGAAUUCCCUUGUCCUUGCAAACCAUAAUACUUAUAACGUUAAUCCAUUAAUCCCCAUAACCUCUACAGUUCCAAUGGAAAUAGAUGAAAGGAUCAUGAAUUUACGACCUUCUUCUUCAUCCCUUUCAACUGAUCAUCAUCUGGUGAAUUACUCCCCCCAAGCAUCAAACAUUGUUCAUGGCCAGUACCAGUAUCCUAAUGAUGCUCCUGACUUUCUAUCCCACUUUUCUGACUUGAAGCAGCCACAACCGCAGCCUCUAAAUGUGCUUCCAGGCUCGAUGCAGGACACUUUCUCAGACGGAUUAUGGGGUUGGAAUGCAAUUUCAUCGGCAAGCAAAGACUACAGCAACCUCUUCAAGUAAUUCAAUGUGCUGCAAGUAAUUACACAUACAUAGAUACCUUUCAUUUCAUAUAUGUGUAUGACAGUGGCUAAUGUGUUAGGUCCCUUUAAAAUACUUCUAAUCGUUGUUAGUUAAGAACCUAAAUCGGGUGAUACAAUCACGUUGCUCGAGUUGAACGGAGCUCCAUUCGUUCAACGUAUCGUUGAUUUAUAAACUUCGUUUGUGGAAAAAUCUGACUUGAUAGGGUUUUGGGUUCAGUUGGAUUAUUUUCAAGUCAUUGUGCAAUAACUAUUAAUAACUCCUCUUUCAAAUCCUGAGUAAGGUUAAGAACCCUAAUGGGCUAAAAGAAAAUUAUU
Olea europaea var. sylvestris is the source of this 1457-nucleotide messenger RNA. Its product is annotated as NAC domain-containing protein 35-like. NCBI's taxonomy places the organism in Eukaryota, Viridiplantae, Streptophyta, Magnoliopsida, Lamiales, Oleaceae. The transcript is spliced from 3 exons. The record is from RefSeq and is a predicted model, not a curated record. Gene Ontology annotation, molecular function: DNA binding. Gene Ontology annotation, biological process: regulation of DNA-templated transcription. The coding region runs from base 61 to 1122 and encodes 353 amino acids.